UUGGGGGUCUCCUCCCCAGAGCUUGUCCCGCGGGCUGCGGGGCCAGGUCGGGGCCGCGCCCGCACCUGGCGGGAGGUGGAGGCAGGUGUUCGCAGCCGGGUCCUGAACCGCGGGCUCUCAGCCUCUCAGCCCGGGUGCCCACGUCUCACCCUCUGCUGCUGGGGCGUCGGGAGCGCCCAGCCCUGGCCGGGCUCCCAGGCGCUCCUGCCGGCGUCUCGGAGCUCGGGACCGAGCCCCUGCAGUCGUCCCAUGGCCCCCAGAAUUCUCGGAGGGUUUCCAUAGAGCGCCUGCGUCAGAAUCAUCACCUGGGAGGUUUUUAAAAAGUACCGGGGCGGGGCCCCGCCUCGCACUGUGACGGCGUGCCCGCCGCGGGGCCUGGGACCCUGCCUGUCCAACGGGCUGCCGGGCGCUUUCUCAGGAGGACCCCGUUCUGGAGCGUUAUUUUAAGGGCCACAAAGCUGCGAUUACCUCCGUGGACUUUAAUCCCAACGGCAAACAACUUGCUACAGCUUCUUGGGAUACGUUUCUCAUGCUAUGGAAUUUCAAGCCACAAGCCAGAGCUUUCCGAUACGUGGGUCACAAGGAUGUCGUCACCAGCGUGCAGUUUUCUCCACUGGGAAACUUACUGGCAUCGGCUUCACGAGACAGAACCGUCCGGCUCUGGAUUCCUGAUAAGAGAGGGAAAUCCUCUGAAUUUAAAGCUCAUACAGCUCCAGUUCGAAGUGUGGACUUUUCAGCUGAUGGCCAAUUUCUAGCGACAGCUUCUGAAGACAAAUCCAUCAAAGUAUGGAACAUGUAUCGCCAGCGCUUCUUCUACUCCUUGUACCGACAUACACACUGGGUACGCUGUGCCAAAUUUUCACCUGAUGGAAGACUAAUUGUAUCAUGUAGUGAGGAUAAAACUAUUAAAAUUUGGGAUACCACAAACAAGCAGUGUGUCAAUAACUUCUCAGAUUCUGUAGGGUUUGCAAACUUUGUGGAUUUUAACCCUAAUGGUACAUGCAUAGCUUCAGCAGGUUCUGAUCAUACUGUGAAAAUCUGGGAUAUAAGAGUGAACAAAUUGCUCCAGCAUUAUCAAGUUCACAGCUGUGGAGUCAAUUGUGUAUCAUUUCAUCCUUCGGGUAAUUAUCUCAUCACUGCUUCUUCAGAUGGUACACUUAAGAUUCUGGAUCUCCUAGAAGGAAGGCUCAUAUAUACUCUUCAAGGACAUACGGGACCUGUCUUUACUGUUUCCUUUUCCAAAGGUGGAGAGCUAUUUUCAUCCGGAGGUGCGGAUGCACAGGUUUUAUUAUGGAGGACUAACUUUGAUGAAGUUAAUUGUAAAGAUGUUGUUAAAAGAAAUCUCAAAAGGUUACAUUUUGAUUCGCCACCACAUCUUCUUGAUAUCUACCCGAGAACACCACAUCCUCGUGAAGGAAAAACGGAGGCCAUUGAAAUUGAUCCAAAGCUUGAGGUAAUGGAUUUGCAGACCUCUGCUCCCCCUGUUGUGGAUGUCCUUUCUUUUGAUUCUCCCACAACGACGGAAACUGUUGUUAGAACUCUACCAGAAAAGGGUGAAGAGAUGUGUGGAUAUUUCUCGUAUCCUUCUUUAAUGUCAUCAGAAUGUUUGCCAACAACCUUGAAGAAGAAAGCAGAAGACAUGAGCGACCUCCCUUCUGAGAGUCACAGAAGCAUACCACUCGCUGUGACAGAUGCAUUAGAGCAUAUUAUGGAGCAGCUCCAUGUGCUGACACAGACUGUUUCAAUCUUGGAGCAGCGACUGACUUUGACAGAGGAUAAGCUGAAAGACUGCCUUGAAAACCAGCAAAAGCUUUGCAAUGCUAUCCAACAGAAAAGUUAAACAGAAAAGUUAAAAUACGAUCAGAAGCACGAUAAAUGAACACAUGUACAUAUACUCAGGAAGGUGCAGGCUUCGGGUAAUGCAACCAUGCCCAAAUUUUCAGGGCAUUUCUAAACAGGGUGAGCAACAGAACAAAAGGCAGGAGAGGCGUAAUUAAAGACUAAUUUAAACACACAAAUCAAUGUCAAGGACUAACUUAAAUCAUUACCAUUUAUGAUUGCAGUAAUAAAGUGGUAAACAUUCAAGUGACUCUAUAUUUUCCCCAUGUUAUUUUAAAUGUCAGUUUUCAUUUGUAGUCCAAACCCUACCAAGAAAGUAACCAAAUCUCUGGAUUUCAUUGUUAAGUCAUUUCAAAUCGACCAUGUUCAAGCAAUUCCUUAAAGCAAUUAAUGUAUUCUUUUAGUGAACACCCUUGGGGUAAAAUAAUUCACUUACCUCUAAAAGAGCAUCCUCUAUAUAGAGAAUGAGUUAAUGUUCUGUCUUGUGUUUCUUUCAGUUCAAAGAAAACAUUUAUCCUUUCUUACCAAUGUCUUAAAAAGAUAAUCUUAUAAAAAUUUCCAAAACACAGAUUUUCCACAGCAGGAAUACACUUAUUUUAAUUAGCAAUAAUAGUACAUGCAUGACAAAGGUCAGUGGGUUUUUAUUUAUGGUGUGUAUUGAUUAUUCUUUGACCAACCUGAAAGAGUUAAAAACAUGUGAAGCACAUAUAUCUUUUCUUUCACAGAUGAAUUCACUGAAUGAUUUGAGUUGUACUCAAACCUGUGAUCCCAGUUUACAAAGAUUACGUUCGUAUGAUUUCAUUAUGCUCGAAAGCCAGAAUGAUGCAGUAGCAGUAUUUAAAAAUAUACACACAUCUAUGUUCACAUGCUUCAGAAAUGUUGCAUAGGGUUAUUUUGGCAGCUGAAUUAUAGGUACUUAAAAAAGAAAACAUUCAUAUCAUCUUCCUAUAUAUUUUUUUAAUGAAUUGUGAUUUGAAACUAAAUGAAAAUGAGCUAGGCAAACUAAAAGAUCUUGGUUACAAAUUAAGAAUUUUGUUUUAUCUUAAGCAAUAAGAGAUUAAAUUGAAGAAAAACAGGUUGAUUUUAGCUUGCUUUUCUGUUAACCUAUACCAAGAAUAAAGAAGGUAGGAGAAGGCAGUCCACAUUAAUGAUGUCUGUAGGUAUCAUGGGGAAAACACUAGCUAUUUAUAUUUUAGAAAACAAGAAAAAGUGAGGUCCUAUUUAUGUGGGGGUCUAUAUUUAGAAAUUUUUCUUAAAGCAGUUUCAAUUGUAUCUAUGAGGUGUUUUUUUUAAUCAUCUCAUUGUGUGUUUUAAGUGCCUUUUUAUAUUACACUAAGUGUGAACUUCUAGACAUUUUUAAGAGUUGAUAAAGACCAAGUGGCAUUACAUUUUUAUAACCUCAUUGAGAAGACUAAGAAAUGAAAUGUCCUACUGAUUUUUGUUUACUCUUUUUUAUGAUUCAAGCA
Rhinolophus ferrumequinum (greater horseshoe bat) is the source of this 3305-nucleotide messenger RNA. RefSeq names its product POC1 centriolar protein B (gene POC1B). Gene Ontology annotation, molecular function: protein binding. Lineage: Eukaryota; Metazoa; Chordata; Mammalia; Chiroptera; Rhinolophidae. The coding region runs from base 530 to 1840 and encodes 436 amino acids. Gene Ontology annotation, biological process: cilium assembly. Gene Ontology annotation, cellular component: centriole; ciliary basal body. The record is from RefSeq and is a predicted model, not a curated record. The transcript is spliced from 12 exons.